CCUUACCAAUGUCAAGAAUGUGGGAAGGCCUUUAAGCAAAGCUCAAACCUUACUGAACAUCACAGAAUUCAUACUGGAGAGAAACCUUACCAAUGUCAGGAAUGUGGCAAGGCCUUUAGGCAGAUAUCACACCUUACUCACCAUCACAGAAUUCAUACUGGAGAGAAACCUUACCAAUGUCAAGAAUGUGGGAAGGCCUUUAACCACAGCUCAAGCCUAACUCAGCAUCACAGAAUUCAUACUGGAGAGAAGCCUUACCAAUGUCAAGAAUGUGGCAAGGCCUUUAAGCAGUUAGCCAGCCUUACUCGACAUCACAGAGUUCAUACUGGAGAGAGACCUUACCAAUGUCAAGAAUGUGGCAAGGCCUUUAAGCAGAUAUCACACCUUACUCAACAUCACAGAAUUCAUACUGGAGAGAAACCUUACCAAUGUCAAGAAUGUGGCAAGGUAUUUGUGUCCCACUCAGGCCUUACUCGACAUCAGAGAAUUCGUUCUGGUGAGAAACCUUACAGAUGUUAAGUAUGUGGCAAGGCCUUUAGUGGCAUGCAUCCCUUCAUGUACAUCACU
Molecule: messenger RNA, 567 nt
Organism: Mustela erminea (ermine)
Lineage: Eukaryota; Metazoa; Chordata; Mammalia; Carnivora; Mustelidae
Product: zinc finger protein 678-like
Exons: 2
Biological process (GO): regulation of transcription by RNA polymerase II
Cellular component (GO): nucleus
Molecular function (GO): RNA polymerase II cis-regulatory region sequence-specific DNA binding; DNA-binding transcription activator activity, RNA polymerase II-specific
Source: RefSeq, a predicted model, not a curated record